Molecule: messenger RNA, 246 nt
Organism: Sphaeroforma arctica JP610
Lineage: Eukaryota; Ichthyosporea; Ichthyophonida
Exons: 2
Coding region: 1-246 (81 amino acids)
Source: RefSeq, a predicted model, not a curated record
AUGUCUGCUAAUGAUCUUAUCGACAUGCGGAUCAUUACGCACAUCAGUGGCUUGAGAAGCAUGCCCAAGUCCAAACGCCUGAAGUGCAAAAUAUACUCCGAUGAGAUGGAAGUAUAUGUGUUCAAACUCGGCUGGCUUCCCAAGGGGUUCCAGUACAAGAAAACAGGCGUCGAAGUGCGGACGACAGCACAAAAAUGGAAGCCUCCAGCGGUACCAUUCGAUACCGCACCAUGUUGCAAUUCUUGA